Mugil cephalus (flathead mullet) is the source of this 2783-nucleotide messenger RNA. RefSeq names its product endothelin receptor type B-like. Lineage: Eukaryota; Metazoa; Chordata; Actinopteri; Mugiliformes; Mugilidae. Gene Ontology annotation, cellular component: membrane. Gene Ontology annotation, biological process: G protein-coupled receptor signaling pathway; enteric nervous system development; vasoconstriction. The record is from RefSeq and is a predicted model, not a curated record. The coding region runs from base 6 to 1568 and encodes 520 amino acids. Gene Ontology annotation, molecular function: endothelin receptor activity. The transcript is spliced from 10 exons.
UGUAGAUGGCGAUAGAGCGUAAUAUGGCGAUAAUGCCCUAUAAUGCUGGUGGCCAGUCACAGUUAAACACCCAAGAGAAAAAGAAAAUCGCCGAGCAGGAAAGGUCAAACACUGCGAAAAGAAAACUCAAUAACCAACAGGCUCUUCGCGUUGUCAUAAAGCUGUCGAGGGGAGAAGUCACCUUCUCCUGGGCUCUCAGGAGAGAUGCAGAGGCAGUAUCUCUCUGGUAUUACAGAGACUCACUUCACACAGAGUCUGCAUAUAUACACGUCCAAAGGAACCUCCGAGGAAACCGCCAAACAAUGUGGACCGCGGCUCUCGCUCUGUGCUUGGGGAGUAUUCUCGUCAUGGGAGAGGCCACCGAUCAGCAUUCGCAACCACCCCCCGAGAUUGAACUCUCUGAGACGGCCUCCCUCAGUUUCCUAACGCCAGAGAAACAGAACUCCAACAGCUCAAUUCAUCCGCCCCGGGUAGCAGGGCCGAAAACAUCCCAUCCUCCCAUGUGCUCCGAGUCGGCUAGAAUCAGAGACACCUUCAAAUAUGUCAAUAUUAUGGUCUCUGUGCUCGUGUUCGUCGUUGGAAUAGUGGGGAACUCAGCCUUACUUAAAAUCAUAUACAUAAACAAGUGCAUGAGGAGCGGGCCCAACAUUCUCAUCGCGAGCCUCGCUUUGGGGGAUCUAAUCCACAUCGUGAUAGACAUUCCAAUCAACGCAUACAGGCUCAUGGCGGAAGAUUGGCCCUUUGGUUUAGCCCUAUGCAAACUUGUCCCCUUCAUACAGAAAACCUCUGUUGGAAUUACCGUGUUGAGCUUGUGUGCUCUGAGUGUCGACAGAUACCGAGCCGUAGUAUCCUGGAAUCAAAUCAAAGGCAUCUGGGUUUCUGUGUGGACGGCAAUCGAAAUAACUCUGAUAUGGGUUGCUUCUAUCUUGCUGGCUGUGCCUGAAGUUGUCGGCUUUGAUAUGAUAACGAUGGACUAUAAGGAAAAGCAUCUGAGAAUAUGUCUUCUUCAUCCUGUGCAGACCACACACUUCAUGCAGUUUUACAAAGCGGUGAAAGACUGGUGGCUCUUCGGAUUCUACUUCUGCAUGCCUCUGGCUUGGACCGCAGUCUUCUACACGCUGAUGACCAGGAAAAUGCUGAGGAACACCGAGAACACGUUAACCGAGCACAUCAAGCAGAGACGAGAAGUCGCAAAAACUGUAUUCUGCCUGGUGAUUGUGUUUGCAGUCUGCUGGAUGCCUCUGUACCUCAGCAGGAUCUUGAAAUCAACUAUUUAUGAUGAGAAAGACCCUAAUAGAUGUCAGCUACUGAGCGUGUUCCUCGUCCUUGACUAUUUUGGCAUUAACAUGGCGUCGCUGAACUCUUGCAUCAACCCCAUCGCACUGUACAUAGUCAGCAAGCGAUUCAAAAGAUGCUUCAAGGCAUGUCUGUGCAGUUGGUGUCUACCUCUUCAAGCUGUUACCCGUGACGAGGUGCAGUCUGUUUUGAAGUCCAGAAUGCAGGAUCAAGCCUCAGAGCAGAGCUGCAACAUCAAAGCUAACAAGCAGUCUUCACCACCUCUACCUUAGUAGGAGAAUCACCUCUCUGUGUUAACAAAACUGCCAUGGCACGGUGAAAAGAAGACUUUGUGAGAUCGUCAAUAUUUCUUAUAGGGCUAUCAAAACAACUACCGAAGCCGCUCUCUCCGUUGCUCAGCAACCUUGACAUGCCGUCCUAAUAAUAUAAAAUACCUUCUGAAUAACAGGGAGCACUGUCUUUUGUAAUGCUGUCGUCAGUUGAACAUCUGCUUUGGCAUGAGCAACCUGGAGUCAGACUAUUUGCCCUCGAGGCUUGACUCACUCCCAAACAUUACAUCAGAUUGUACCUCGUACCUAUCCUGUAUCAUGCAUCACAGUUCCCAAAUCACUGUUUUGAGCACAAUGUUAACUUGGCAUCCAUCAACAAAAAUCUUGUCACAGCCGUCCGCCUGCACGUAUGUAUUAUUUUAAUUCUGCUUCUGGAAUUUGCGGGGAAGACGCCGCGCCGCAAGGAAACGCGAAUCCCAAAUUGUCACGGUGGGGCUUUAUGGGGUGAGGUGUAUUAUUAGCACAUAAAUGUUAUUUUCAUCACCGCUAAGUUUCGUACGCUGCGUCUUAAGACUUCAUAGCCUUCCCUUCCCUCUUGAACCUUGAGAAACAUAUCAUAUCGGAGCCACAAGUAGAUUCUGCCUCCACCACUGAAUGACUGAUUGAUGGUGGCCUAUUUUUAAUGCAUUGUUAAAUGUGUAAUGCAUGGAGACACUUUAUAAAAGACCUGAGAGUGGGGAAGAAAGAAAACGAAGAUGACAGAAUGAGGUCAGGAGGAGAGAGGGUUGGGGGGGAGUGUGUGUGUGUGUGUCUGCAUCUAAGAGUGUGUGUGUGUGCGUGCGUGCGCUUGUGUGUGUGUGCAUGUAUGCGUACGGAAGGGGGGCACCUGAUAGGUCUUCCUGUCACAGGACAAGGCAAGCACAAAUAGAGCGCUGUUCUUCCAGUCUGCAAAACUGUCUUGAUGCUGUGCUCUGGAAUGCCUAUUAAAAGUUUAUAUCAUCUAAGUAAACUCAGCGGUUUGUAAAAAAAAAUCGGGCCAUUUGCUUGAACAAAAGUGUGUGUGAUCGUGUGCGGCGCUUUUGCAAACGACGUUAGCGCAAUGUGAGACAUGACUGUAUGAUGUUUCUAAUGCUUUGUAUUACACGCACAGUAUAUUACAUUAGAUUAUGUACUUGACGUGUUUUUAAGUUUCUAAUAAAGGAUACAUUUGAGCUUUAA